AGCCCUCCCUCAGGCAUCCAGGAAAAAUUAAAGCCCUUAUUUUGUCUUCCCAAAGCUUUGUCCGUUACCUUGCGAGGCUUUCUAUUAUUUGUACAUCUGGCACAAAACUAAAAGCGAGCCAGACCCAAAAGUCUAGGAAAGCUGAGGUUCGGGCAAGGAGAUAGCCUCACAAGCCACUAGAGAAAGAAGAGGAGGAAAAACUACAACUCCCAUGAGGCAGCGGGGCCACGGGACCCACGUCUCCCAGCACCCUUUGCGAGGCUCAAGAGCGUCAAGGUUGGCCGGCGUAUGGAGACGGGGGGUGAAGUGUCCUCUAAAGCCGUGGAGAAGCAGCCUUGCAGGAUGGCAGCGGCCGAGGCGGAACCUGAAGCCCUGACGGAGCGGGUGGACAUCGCGCGCGGCCUGGAGAACUUGCCUGUGAGCGCUUGGCCGCCGGGAGUGGAGCCAGAGCCCUUCGAGUAUACCCCUGACCAUGUAGCUGGGCCGGGAGCAGACACUGAUCCCACGCAGAUAACCUUUCCCGGAUGCAUUUGUCUCCAAACUCCCUGCCUCCCUGGUACUUGCUCCUGCCUCCGUCAUGAGCAGAACUAUGAUGAUAAGUCAUGCCUCAGAGAUACAGGAUCAGAAGCAAAGCAUGCCAAGCCAGUGUUUGAAUGCAAUGCCCUGUGCCAGUGCAGUGACCACUGCGGGAACAGAGUGGUCCAACGGGGUCUGCAGUUCCACCUCCAGGUGUUCAAGACAGAUAAAAAAGGCUGGGGACUUCGUACCAGGGAAUUUAUACCAAAAGGGCAUUUCGUCUGUGAAUAUGCUGGUGAGGUCUUAGGAUCCUCUGAAGUACAGAGAAGAAUUCAGUUACAAACAGUACACGAUUCAAAUUACAUAAUUGCCAUCAGGGAACAUGUUUUUAGUGGGCAGGUAAUUGAAACAUUUGUUGAUCCUGCCUAUAUAGGAAAUCUGGGAAGAUUCCUUAACCAUUCUUGUGAGCCAAACCUGUUGAUGAUUCCUGUCCGAAUUGACUCAAUGGUACCAAAGUUGGCACUUUUUGCAGCCAAAGACAUUUUGCCAGAAGAAGAACUAUCUUAUGACUAUUCAGGAAGAUUUCUUAAUCUAAUGGACAGUAAAGACACACAAAGGCUAGAUAACAGGGAACUAAGAAAACCUUGUUACUGUGGUGCCAGAUCAUGUACUGCGUUCCUGCCUUAUGACGGUUCACUGUACUGCCCCUUAGAAAAGCCAGACAUCAAGAAGGAAGAGUAUAGGAGAAACACAUCUGGUCUAUCCUAGUGGGUGAGAGUAAGAAGGAACCAAGCAUGUUGCCUCAGGCCCUUCUGAGUUCCCCUUAUGACAAGCAGCUUACCCUCCAGGUAGGUCUCUGCUCUGUGUUAUGCAGAGCUGGUAGCUGUCCAGCUCUCCCUCUACCUGACUGCACAAAUUUAUCUCAGGAAUAUGGCAGAGACUGUAAGUUGUCCAGCAAUAUCUUCUCUCUAUAAUAGGCUUCUCCAUUUUUAGCUGAGUACAUGACUGCCCAGCUAAAAACUGGUUGCUUUUCCUAGUUAGAGGUGACUGUGUUUUAGCUAAUGAGAAAGAAGCGAAAAAGGUGUCUUUAAAUGGAGACAUUCUUCCUUUAUCCCCCUCUCUUCCUAUUCGCUGGAAUGUAUACAUGACGGCAGGAGCUGCGGCAUCCAUCCUAGACCCCAAGAUGACCUUGGAAAAGAAGCCACACAUAGCAGUCAACAAAAUUGUGAGGAGUCUGGGUGCUGGAGACUGUGGAACUGUCUACCAGUCCUGAUGUGACACCUCUGGCCUCGUAGGUGAGCAGUAGUCUCUCCCUCAUUUAUGCCACUGCUAUUUUUAGUGUUCUAGAACUAGCACCAAACCUAAUCAUAGUGAUCCAAGGAAACCCUGGUGGCUGCAUACCUAAGCACUACUUUCCAACAAUUUUUUAGUAAUAAAGCUAAUAUUUCUAUUUCUGUCUUUCUGACUUCUGCCUCUUAUUUCUCAUUCAUUCUAAAUACAAAUCAAGGGAAAGGACAUGAUUAUCACCUCCUAAACCCUAAUAAUUAUCACCAAUAGUGAAAAAUAUAACCGUGGCAGUAACUUCCAUGGCAUGUCACCCCAAACAUCAUUAAAGGAAACAAAGUUGCAAAAUUUUCACUACAUACUUGGUUGUACUCCACAACUUGUGAAGCGAAACUUCAAAACUUCAAACAGCCUGACUUCUUCAUGUAUAAGUAACAUGAAAAUAACUCUGUCAACAUCACAAAAGGGGAUGGAAGGUUUAUAAUUCCAUUUAAACUUCCAGACAAGCAAACAUCUCUACCUUCCUUCCUUAAAGCAAGGAUGUUGCAAAAACGAAGUGACUAGGGAGGUUUAUUAGAUAUUUUGAAAGCUAAAAUACUUAGGUGCCAUAGUAUUAUUUGAUAAAUUAAUUAAUUUCCUCUCUGGUAUAUUUAAACCCUUCUGUCAGGAUGCAUUUAAUAUGAUAUAUCAUAGGAGUCCAUAUUAUAUAUAAUACUCUACUCCUGUAUAUCAUAAUUAUGCACUUUAAAUGAGUGAAAUGCAUAAAUAUUAAAAAAUUAAGCUGUUAAAAUAAGUAUGUUAGAGUUUGCAUGUCCAGGUUAUCAUCAUGGAAUGAUUCCAUAUGAAUAGAAUAUAAUACAGAGUGCUCAUAAAGUACCCUGAACUACAAAUGUGUAAUGUCUAAAACAACAGAUUUUUCCUCCAAACUACUCAUUUCUCUCUGCCAACCUUUCUGUAGAACUUCGAUUUCUCUGAGAAAGUCUUGCUUUUGGUAAAGCAGCUUAUAUCCUUCAUUUUACCUUCCUCCUCCUCCCAAGCUCUCCUAACAACUGAUGCAGUAACUUGUUAGGCUCUUUGACGUUUUGCAGCAUGCUGUCACAAGCCUCAGUAUAGCCAAGUAUAUAGUGAAAAUUUUAGUUUGUUUCCUUUUAUGACUUUUGGUUACAUACAUGGAAGUCAUUGUCCUGUUUUUCACUCUUGGUGGUAAUUAUUAGAGUUUAGGAGGUGAUCAUCAGUCGUUAAGGAAUGGUCAGAAGGAAAAUUCUUAGCUCAUUGUUUGAUUGUACAGGUACCCUUUCCUACUUCCCUCAGCCCUUUCUCUGCUGAAUAUCACCAGCAGAGAAAGAAGCGGAAAAGGUGUCUUUAAAUGGAGAUACAGAGGACAAUCUUCAGUUCAGAGGCAUGAGCAGAAUCGUCCAUCACUGUGCCUCUGUCAGAGAUAGAACUCACUGGAUAAAGACCCUUGGAAUUUUUUUGUACCCAUACACAAAUUUAUCCUUAAACAGCAUACAGCCCUGCAAAUCAGAUUUCUAUGGUAAGAAUCAAAGACUUUUUAUUCCAAUUAUUUCCUAAGCACUGAAUUAACUACAUUUACUUUACUGCUGUGGUCUACUUUUGAGAGCAAACAUUUAAAAAUAUACUUUGUUUGACUGUUAUCCUAAUAUAAAAAUAUAUAAAGUUUUCUCUAUUAUAAAUUACUAUAAAAUUAAACAUUUAAAAGAUGGCAUGUAUCUUCAUGGAUUAAAACAUUCAUAAAAAUUGGUGUUGAAGUCUGUUUCCACUGACUUCACUAAGAAUGCAGAAAUGUGUACCUUGGAAACUGGUUUGACCCAAGAAUAGUAAAGAUCAUACUUAAAGAAAAAAGCUUUUCAAAUGAUUUUUUUAAAAUUUCAAAUUAAUAAUCACAAAAUACCAGUGGCUGAUAGAUUUUGUUCACAGCUAAAUGGACAUUUUUGUCUUAAUUGAAAUGAAUAUUCAGAGACUAUUUCAUUCUCCCUCUUCCCCUCAAUAUUAAGCCCCAGUACUGGCUAGCCUGGUGCAUAAGGCAGCAGUGGAUUCAGGACAUCAACUAGAAACUACCUUGCAUAGAACAGAGGAUUUUAUCUUAAAACUCAAGAAGGUCUCCUAAAAGAAAGGUUGAGGGCACCAAAGAAAAAAAUUCUUUUCCUCAAAUUGUUUGCAUUCUCUUGCGUUCAGAUAGUGUUUUAUUUGUGUAGUAUAUAUCUAAUUACAGCUCUGCCACUGUCCAAUGUGUUGAACAAGUUACUGAACCACUCUGAGCCUUAAUUCCCUUUUCUGGGUAUGGCAAUAUUGGGAGGAUCAAAUGAGUUAACACUUAACAUUGUUUAUAACAAUGACUUAGCACUAGGAUAGCUGUAACUGAAAAAAUAGACAAAAGUGUUGACAAGGAUGUGGAGAAGAUGGAACCUUCAUAUAUUGCUGAUAGAAUUCUAAAACUGCACAAUUACUUUAGAAAACUGUUUGGAUAGUUACUUAAAACAUUAUAUAUGGAAUAACAACAUAUUCCAGCGACUCCAUUCCUAAGUACAGCCCCAAGAGAAAUGAAAACAUGUCCAAAC
Messenger RNA from Manis pentadactyla (Chinese pangolin), 4379 nucleotides. RefSeq names its product histone-lysine N-methyltransferase SETMAR. Lineage: Eukaryota; Metazoa; Chordata; Mammalia; Pholidota; Manidae. Bases 289 to 1284 code for a protein of 331 amino acids. The record is from RefSeq and is a predicted model, not a curated record. Gene Ontology annotation, molecular function: protein binding; histone H3K9 methyltransferase activity; zinc ion binding. Gene Ontology annotation, cellular component: nucleus. The transcript is spliced from 2 exons.